Molecule: messenger RNA, 807 nt
Organism: Eutrema salsugineum
Lineage: Eukaryota; Viridiplantae; Streptophyta; Magnoliopsida; Brassicales; Brassicaceae
Product: trafficking protein particle complex subunit 2-like protein
Exons: 5
Coding region: 174-596 (140 amino acids)
Biological process (GO): endoplasmic reticulum to Golgi vesicle-mediated transport
Cellular component (GO): nucleus; cytoplasm; TRAPP complex
Source: RefSeq, a predicted model, not a curated record
ACAAUAGUAGAGAGACUAGAACUAAGAGAGAGGCCUAGAUAUAGGAGAAUUCAUUAAAAUCAAGCCCAACGAAGCCCAACGAAGUCCAACGAAGUCUACGAAAACGACACAGCGUCGGGAUCUACCAAAAACAUUCGUCGUUUUUGUUUUAUCGGAGCCGGAGUCGGGGAAAGAUGAUCGUCUGCGUCGCCGUCGUUGGCCACCAGAACAACCCGCUUUACAUUCAGAGCUUCACAGAAGCUGACGAUGCCCUUAAGCUCCACCACAUCGUCCAUUGCUCCCUAGAUGUCAUCGAUGAGCGAGUGAACAAUCCCAAGAAGUCAGGUACUACACUGAACGAGGCUUUUCUUGGUCUUCUUUAUCCAACACUAAACUACAAAGUCUAUGGUUACUUGACUAAUACAAAAGUGAAGUUUAUCAUGGUCACAACUGAUUUGGAUGUCAGAGACACCGAUGUGAGAAGUUUCUUCAGGAAGUUCCAUGCCGCAUACGUGGAUGCCGUCUCAAACCCUUUCCACGUUCCUGGCAAAAAGAUCACUUCGAGAACCUUUGCAGAUUCCGUGAGUAACAUUGUUAGGUCAUACACUUUUAACUGAGCCUAUUUACUUGCUUUCUUGUUUGCAUACGUUCAUGUAAACCUUCUGAUUUGCUCCAUUGAAGGUAAGGUAAUUUUCCCUUUAAAGUAAACGAGCGUUUCGUUGAUUUUUUUUUUUAUUCAUCCUUUAUAUUGAGAGUUUAUGUGAAAUAUGUAAAAGCAAAAACAUGAUUAAAGUAAUCUUGAAGCAAAAGUGAAAAACUGGUCUGACG